UCCAUUGCAAUGCAGCGCUUCCUCGCAACCACAAAGUGACGUCUUUUACUAACAAAUGCGAAACUCCUUUGGAUAAGUAUUCAGUUAUUGUGAAUUGGAGAUAGGAACACAGAUUGCCAGAUGAGUGGCAAGAAAGAGUAAUAUGAAGAAUUAUAUAUCAUUCCUGUUCAUCUUAAUUGCGCAGGUACUUCUUUCAAGGCAAUCCAUAUAUGACCGCGAUAAAACAGAAGAAUAUGUUGGCUGUUUCUUAGAAGGCAUAGAAAACCGCGUCUUCUCGCAUGCAUCCGGGGAUUACCGCGUGAAUGAACUCAGCCCAGUGCAGUGCAUGGUGGUAUGCGGUCGCAAGUUCAAAUAUGCAGCCAUUCAAAACGGGCAGUUUUGCAUGUGCGCCGACAAGAUUCCGCUAAGCAAGGCCAGUGAGGAUCUUUGUUCAUCCGUUUGUCCGGGAACUUUAAAUUACCCUAUUGGGGAGACAAAGCCAAAAUGUGGCGGCUUAAACACGAUAAGUGUUUACUCAAUCAAAGACCGGAUUUUAGGGAUGCGCAUUCUCAACCCAGGCCCUGUUCGAAUUUUCGAGAGAACAAGUUUUGGAGCCAGCAUUGCCAAUGGCUUGGAUUCCACUUUUAACUUUGAUUUUGGUGAUGGCGAUGGAACGAAACCCUUAUUUAGCAGUACCCCAAAUAUAUCCCACAUCUACGACAGACCAGGGACAUACGAGCUCAUUUUACAAGCACAAAACAAUGUAUCCGGAAUGCAGGAAACCACAAGGAAAGUUUCUGUUUUCGAUGACCUCGAGGGAGUUUCCAUAGAAUGUCCCACGUCCACGUUUGUUGGAAGACAAGUUCAGUGCAAUGGAACCGUAGCACGUGGAACAACGGUGAACACGGAAAUCGACUUUGGUGAUGGAAGCAAAGAGAAUCUAUAUAUAAAUCCCGAGUAUGCCUCUGUUGGUCGCAAAAUACCAACGUUCAAGACUCUAGAGACAGCGAAAUGGACAACAGCAGCAACAUUUAUCAUGCCAUCAGCAGAAUUCACGGAAGAGGAAAUAAUAACGCACUGGGAAGUUGACGCAAUGACUGCUGGGAAUAUUUUGCUACAGAUAUUUAGGCCUAGCUGUGGUUCUGGUGAACAGUUUUGCCAAUCAAAUCAUUCAUGUAUCUCUGCGACUUUGCCUUGCGAACCCGUUGGCCAACAUUCAUGUGGCAGUGCUGAGAUAUACUGCUUGCACCGUGGUCGCUGUGUCCCCAAUACAGCCCAAUCAAUGUCUACAUGUGAGGCCAAACGUGAUUUUCAUUUCGCUAGCACACCAGCUGAUUAUACUCUUGUUUAUCAACACACAGUAAAUAUUGAUGUCUCUGGCCAUCACGUCAUUAAACUGCAAAACAGCGAAAAGUUUCAAACCAAGCCAGGCGAUGUGAUUGGAUGGAGCUAUUCGGCCUCCGCAGCAUCAGGUGCAGUAGCCUAUGGCAUGAUCCCUGAUGGCUCAAAUGAUGCUCCUGAAUACCAAUAUCCAGUGACAACUCAAGUGGGCAGUAAGGUUUUGCGAGCCAAUGGCGUAAAAGUGAACUCACAUCAUAUAAUCAGUGCUCAUUAUAGCAUUAAAGCGAGCUUCAUUUUGUACCACACAUUUUCUAACACGGGUGCUUAUCUAGUGACGUCAACUAUAAUGCCAAGCUUCUACAUCUAUACAGAUGUUCCAAUUUCAGGAGUGCAACUCACAUGUCCUACGCUUACCUCUACGAACAUCUCCAUUGAUAUUAAGAUACCCGCCCAUACGGGAAGCAACACAACGUACGAGUGGUUGCCUGGAGACUAUCGCGUUGCAACAACAACAACAAUUGGGGAGUAUUCUUUAGUGUAUCCUAAACCAGGCAUAUACACAUUCUCUUUUGCUGCAUACAAUUCACUUGGGCGGAUAACGAAAACGUGCAUUGUGAGGGCACUUGAUAAGAUUUCUGGACUGAAAUUCGACAUGCCUGUAGAUGCUGUUGCGUUAGGACAAGAUACGGUAACAACUUGGUCAGUUGAACACGGAACGAAUGUUUCCUAUGUGAUAGAUCUCGGAGAUGGUAGCCCUAAGAAGAUACAAGACAUGAGUGGUAAGUUCCAAAGCAAGAUGACUGUCCGGUACCAGUACCAGAAAGUUGGUCGGUAUAACAUCACAAUUGAAGCUUCCAGUAUUGUCAGCCCUCUAGUCAUCAUAAUGACCACCGCUGUCGUCCAGAUUCCACUAAAGAAUUUGAUAUUUGUAACACAUCUCCCUAAUGUGAACAACAAUGCUUAUAUUGCAAAGAACGACGAAGUUGUGAUGAAUGCACAAUUAGAACAAGGAUCUAACCCCUUGUGUACAUACAAAUUUGCAGAUGGGACCGUCAAGCAUCAGACAAGCAUACUUACAGUAAAGCAUGUAUAUGGUGCAGUCGGAGAAUACAGAGCCAAUGUGACUUGCAUGAAUGAUAUUUCAGUCUUACACGCGUCUCUUGGUGUCACAAUCGUCGUUCAAGAGCUGCAGGAAAUAAAGAAUAUGGCUGUGCAGGCAAAGCCGACUGCCUUGGGAAACGAGACAUUGUUAUCACUGCAAAUGGAAACUGGCACGGUGUACAUGUGUGAAUGGGAAUUCGGUGAUGGCAGUCAAAGAAAAACAGACUUCAAGUUGAACACGAUGCCGACUCGCCAUAAGUAUGAUGCUGUCGGUGAUUUCAUUGUGAAAGUAACAUGCACCAAUGUCUUAGGGUCACAGACAGCUUAUGUCACUGUUUCCGUGGAAAUUCCAAUUACAGGACACGAAUUAAAAUGUCCCAAUAAAUUCAUGAAGGUUGGACAGCCUUUUACAGUCAAGUCAUCUACUAAGACUGGAUCUCGGCUUGAUGUCACUUUUGACUUUGGCAAGGAUGAGCCUGCUAUCACAGUUAGUGAAAAUGUGAAUCAAAGUUUAUUAGCAUCUCAUGUUUUCAACAACCCAGGCAUGUACAGUAUACAGGUGAUUGUUAAAAAUAAGUACAACUCUAUAAGAAGCAGCUGUCAAGAUAUCAUUAAAGUGGAGCAUCCUGUGUCAGGGAUUCGUAUUAUUACCAACAGUCCCAUAAGAUAUAGCCCGGGCAUUGCUGAGUACCACUGGUUUCAAAGCCCAGGAUUUGUCGUUCCUACCGAUGCGGUGAUCUCAUGGGAUUUCGGAGAUGGCUACUCAGUGAAUCGUAUUCCAAUUAACUUCAGCAAUUUGUCAGAAAUUAUUACCACUCAUAAGUAUAAUUCUACUGGGGUUUUUAUCACAAAAGUCAAAGUAGAAAACAAUGUAAGCAGCAUUGGAUUUGAUUUGGAAAUUGACGUGCAAAAGAUGCUACCUGUAUCGCUUGCAAUCAACAGCAAAAGCAGCCAAACUGGGAAUUUGGUACCCGGGUAUGGACCUAAGAACAACGUCUUUCCUCUUGAGCAGGACCUGCAGUUGUCUGUGACAAAGCAGCUGAAAGAUAAAUGGUAUUUUAUAAACUUUGAUAACGGCAAGACGACGAAUACCACAAGUGAAAAAGUCACAUACAGCUAUCCACAGCCUGGAAGGUAUAAUGUUUCAGUCAUAAUUGAAAAUGUUUUGAAACGCACAACAUUGUGGAAGAUCAUUGUUUUGCAAGAAAGCAUCCAGGGCAUGAAUUUUGAUGUGCCAUCUACCAUUCAUCUGAAAACAGUUGCUACAUUUAAGAUAAAUCCAAAAAGCAUUGGCUCGUCCGCCUGCUAUAUUCUUUCCUUAGGUGAUGGCAACGUAACUGUUUUCAACAAUACUCAAUGUGAAAAUUUGAUCAUAUACACUAUCAACAAAUACGUUUUCAAAACUCUCCCCAGCCAUGCUUUUAGUUACAACCACACAUAUGCCGCUAAAGGGAGCUAUAACGUUUCUCUUGAAGCCAAAAACCUAGUAAGCUAUGAGAAGCUUACAAAGCAGGUAGAGGUUAUCUACAAGCCUUGUGCAAUGCCAAGUGUCCACAUCAGUGGUGGGGGAUCUCUACAAUCCCCACGUACCAUCUUGCGAUCAGACCGAAUCAUUUUGCGUGCCAAUGUGACUUUUGAUUGCGACAAAGCAAGUCACAUUUUAUACACUUGGAGUAUAUUGAAGGCUUCAAUAGACAGCAGUGGUCAACCAAGACUUAUGAACUAUACAACAACAAAAGUCGCUCUUGGCAUUGCAUCUGAUGCUGGCGGUGUCGAUCCAACAAUAUAUGAGAUAUUAGAAAAGUCGCUGGACAUCGGAAUCAGCGUGGCAAAGCUGAAGGUUACAUUUGAAAGUGUAACUCAUGACGUCACCGAUGUGUUCAGUUCAAAUGCAGUCUGGUUGGAUACAGUAGCAACAUCUUUGAAAGCUGUGAUUAAAGGUGGUAUCCGUAGAGCAGUUGGAUAUGAAAUGAAACUCCUUCUUGAUGGCGGUGAGUCAUAUGACCCGGACAGUAGCAAAACCGAUAAGUCAGGAAUGAAGUUCUACUGGUAUUGCAAGAGGAAGGAAGAGUCGUUCACAAAGAACUAUGUCGCUGCAAAUAUGACUGACGGCUGCUUUGGCAAUGGCCAAUUUAACCUAACAGAACCAUCCCAAUCCUUGAUGCAAACAACGCUUGACACUGGAAGGCUUGUUCAAAUGCAGUCGUAUGUUUUCCGUCUAGUAGUUAUGAAAGAUACAAGAGUUAGCUGGUUUGAUCAGGAGAUCCAAGUUCUGCCCGGCAGUCCACCAUCUAUGGAUAUCAAGUGCAAAAUGAAUUGUUUAGACAAACUGAAUCCAGCUCAGCGUCUGGUUGUGGAGAGUUUGUGCACGGAUUGCAAGGCAGGCACAGUGCUCUCUUUUAAAUGGUCUUUGCUGAAAUUGGAUGUAGCCGGCACAGAAACUGAAGUCACUGACCUUGGUAGUAAGACAACUACUGGAAUAAACCAAGCAAACAUUGCUAUUAUUGCAAAUGUUCUGACACCAGGGGAGCAGUACAACCUCAAGGUCAGUGCUUGGAAACCAGGCGGAGAGAAGGAUGGAGUUGGCUUCAGUGAAUACAGAUUCAAAGUAAACAAGCCACCUCAUAGUGGCUCUUGUAAUAUUGAACCAAAUAGUGGCUUUUCACUUACAACGAAAUUUCAAGUUGUUUGUAGCAGCUGGAUUGAAGAGGACUUGCCUUUGACGUAUCAAAUAGACGUCCUGAGAGAUGGAAACCUGGCAAAUAUAUACAAUGGUCUGGAAACAAGAGUUGAAACAGUUUUGCCUAUCGGCAAUGAAGCCAAUAACUUUGAAAUGGAAAUUGUUGCAAAGGUUUCUGACAAGUAUGGAUAUGCAACUAGGAAUAAUUUAAAAGUACAGGUAAAAGAGCCUCCGACCGUAGACAUGAAUGCUGUCAGUGAUGACCUUGCCAAGUUGUCAACGUCUGGCAAUGUUCAAGCACUUACUCAACAGGCAGUGGCUGCUGGAUCAGUCAUGAAUAAAGCUUCCCCUACAAAUUCAACUAAUUCAACAAACGAAGCCAUGGAGGCAAGAACAAAAAUUUUGCUGUCUUUAAGCCAAGUUAAAGUAUGUGACGUCAGCCAAAUUCGCCAAAUGGGCGAUGUUUACAACGAAAUGACUGGAAAGCCAGAUGAAGUAUCUCAAGAUGCACAGGAUGCCAGCUCUUCAGCAAUGGAUGGUAUGUCAGACUGCAUGCUCCAGUCAAAUCCACAGGACCCAAGUGUUAAAGCAGCUGCAAUGACAAUGCUGCAAGGAUCUUCAAAACUUUUGCAAGCCAAUAUGCAUCGUGCUGGCAACAACGGAACAUCAAAUUCCACAGCAAACAGCACUGUUGAUCCUGCCACAGCCAAUGCGACCAGCAAAAUACUUGACACGGUGACCAAGGUUGGUGGUUCUUUGAUGCGUCAGUUGGUAGCGGGGGACAAGCCCACUAAAAUGUCCCUUCCCAACAUGGAUGUGGAGAUGUCACAAGUUGCUGAUGAUGCAGAUGAAGAUGAGGCUGGGUUCAAACUGCCAAGUAUGACGUCGUUAACGGGCAAUCAAUCUUCAGAUGGAAGCAAAAAGUCGGUUGGAGCAAUGGUAUCGUCUAUGACCAACAACCCGUACGGUUCAGAUUCAAGCUCCUCGGACAUUAAAUCCAAUGUGAUGGGCUUGGCACUCACCGAUGGAAAUGGAAAACCGAUUGAUUUGGCAGGACAAGAACUGCAGAUGUUUGUGAAGCGAGAUGCAAGCAAUGACAUGCCCGCAGAAAUGAACAUGUUUGAUGAAAUUGGUUCAAUGAGAUUCCAUAAGUUCAAUUACUCAACCCUAGAAAAUGGAGUGGCCUUUGAAGUAAGGCCUGUUGAUUCCAAGCUUCGUUUAAAGUUAUAUAUUGCAUAUGGAAAACGCCCAACAGUGACGCAGUUCUUACGUAAUCAUACAUUCAUGACUCAAGAGGAAGGACUAAAACGCAAAGCCAAGCUGCCAGACCCGUUCACUUACGUGGUAUCAAAUGGCGAGCUCAACAGAACUGGUGAAUACUACGUUGGGCUGAAACCAUUAAACAGACUCGAGAUAUACGGAUCGUUUGGGUAUACACCUUCGCUUAAUUACACACUUCGGAUAUUUGAAACCAAAUGCAAAGUUUGGGAUGAUGAUCUGAAGGUCUGGACUUCUAAAGGCUGUAAGGUUGGAGCAAAAACAACCUUUAAUAGCACACAGUGUAUCUGUAAAUUGGAUGCUGAGCAAGAAGUGUCUGAGUCGGGGAUCCCAAUUUCUACGAUUGCACCUACCACCGCACAGGCUGGGUCCUAUGGAAGUCAGUAUGCUGUACAACCAGUUCGCAAAGUGAAGAAAGUAGUUAAAAGAGUCUCAUUUGCCGGUGGCUUCUUUGUUGCUCCGAACCCAAUUGACUUUGACAAAGCAUUUGCAGGGUUUGCAAAUUUGGCUGAAAAUCCCGUGGCAUUCUCAACCGUCCUUGCAAUAUUUGGGGUUUAUUUGAUGAUGCUCUUCUGGGCAAGAAGGGAGGAUAGAAAAGACAUCAUAAAGGCCGGUGUGACACCGUUGGAAGACAACGAGCCUUCUGAUCGUCAAUUCUACGAGAUAACAGUCUUCACUGGCUUUGGGAACAGUGCUGGGACCACAUCUAAAGUUUUUAUUCAGCUUUCGGGUGAGGACGCCUCAUCAGAGCCUAGAGAACUUAAGGAUGAAAACAGAGAAACAUUCCGCAAACGUGGACAGGAUGUUUUCCUUGCUAGCUUUGAAGACUUUUUAGGUGAUCUAACUUAUAUACGGGUCUGGCAUGACAACUCUGGAAAAAGGCCCUCUUGGUAUCUCAGCAAGGUAGCCAUUCAUGAUCUGAACACAAACAAGAAGUAUUUGUUUAUCAAUGAAGCCUGGCUUGCAGUUGAAGAGGGAGACGGAUCAAUAGAGAAAGUUAUCCCUGUGGCAGGACCAGAGGAAAUCGCAAGCUUCAACCACUUGUUCUACUCAACGACACAGAAAAACUUGACUGACAGUCAUAUCUGGUUCAGCGUGUUCAUUCGCCCAGCCAAAUCAAGAUUCACAAGAGUUCAAAGACUGUCAUGCUGCCUGACUUUGAUUUACUGCACAAUGUUGACAAAUGCAAUGUUUUAUGAAAUUGGAGGGGCUUCUGACCCAUCAACAACCUUGAAGAUAGGACCAUUCGAAUUUUCACCUGCCCAGAUUGGCAUUGGAAUUAUGAGUAGCUUGGUUAUUUUCCCAGUCAACUUGCUCAUUGUGGGUGUUUUCAGAAGCGUGGGACCUAGACCAUCCAAAGAAGAACUAUCGAAGAAGAAAUCAAGGCCAUUUUGGUGGUUUUUUGAAUUAUUUUACUGCUGCGACAAGAAAAAGUCUCAAUCGGAAUUCAUGGAUAUUAUCACCAGUGUACCAGAUUCUGAGAUGGACCUGAAGAAGAAAGCUGCUGUGAAACCGAGGUAUGAAGCCAAAAGCGAGGCUCAGCUUGAAAGUGGUGAUAUUGGCUUGAAGAUUGAAAACGAUGAAAAAAAGAAGGUGAUGGAAAGCAAGCCAAAGAAACCCAAACGCAAGUUGCCGUACUGGAUGAAAUACUUUGCUUGGAUUCUGCUCGUUUUGACGUCAUUUACUGCAGCGUUCUUCGUUGUAUUAUAUGGAUUCCAGUUUGGAAAAGAUAAAUCUGCUCAGUGGAUCUCUUCUAUGAUGAUAUCUUUUGUACAAGACGUCUUCAUCAGUCAACCUAUAAAGAUCCUAUUCCUUGGUCUUUUCGUUGCAUUGAUCGUGAAGAAACCCAACGAGGAAGAAGAGGAGGACAAUAAAAAGAAGAAUGAUGAAGAGUUUAUUGGUGAAAAGUCAGAUGAGGAUGGUGGAGAGCGUCGAAGAAGGACAGGGGGUAUUAUAAAAUUCACACCUCCGCCCAAGGAGAAAAUACAAUCUGCAAGAGAAACGAGACUCAAAGAAAUAAAGAUGUACGGCAUAGUGAAAGACAUUUUCAUAUACGCAAUAUUUGUCGUUGCUCUUUGCACAGUAAGCUAUGACCAUUUGGAUCCGAGGUCCUACAUGCUUAGAAAGGGAAUUGAGGACAACAUAGCCUCGGCCACGUAUGGCGGUGACAUGGAGUUCUCUUCCAUACAAUCCCGCGAGGACUUCUGGUCAUGGCUGAACGAUACAGCUGUCAACGGAUUGUUUUCCACGCAUUGGUACAAUGGUGACCCAAACGUACCAGGCUUCACGCAAGAUAUGUACAACAAUCUGUUUGGUGGGGCAAGGAUCAGGCAGCUUCGUGUUAAGCCAAAUAAAUGUAAACUUCCAGACGUAGUAAAAUCGUUUGCCAAAGACUGCAAUGAUUGGUAUUCGUGGGAAAACGAAGACACAAGCCAUUAUGACCUGAGCUGGCAACCAAUCAGAAACAAAUCGCUAUUCAACCCCCCAGCGAGCUACCGCUCAUGGGAGUACAUGGGUUCAAAUGAACUGGAAACCUAUCCGUUUAUCGGUGAAAUGGCAGUCUAUAGUGGUGGAGGAUAUGUUGGGGACCUGGGUAAGUACCCGUCCAAAGCGUACAAACUCAUCAACGAUUUGGUAAAAUACAAAUGGUUUGAUCAGCGAACGCGAGCUAUCGUUUUAGAGGCUACAGUCUACAACGCCCAUGUCAAUUUGUUUGCCAUAACGAACUUCGUAGUGGAAUUCCUCCCGACGAAUGGUAUUGUAACCUAUUACUCCAUCAAGAUUGCCAGGCUUUACACCUAUGGUGGCAGUACGGAAUCGUUUGUCAUUGCUUGUCAGUUCUUUGUACUAUUCUUCCUCACUCUGUUUGUUUACCGUGAAAGUAAGAAGAUAUACAAGGAAAAGAAGAAGUACUUCAAAGGAUUUUGGAAUUGGGUCGAGGUACUGAUGAUCAUCCUUGUGCUGUCUACAAUAUCUAUAUACUUCAGUCGUAUGAUGCUUGUCAGCUCCGCCAUCGGCAAAAUCCACUCUAAUCCUGGGAAGUUCGUCAGCUUUAACAAGGUGGCCAAGUGGGAUGACAUGUUGCAGUGUGUCCUUUCCAUUCUCGUUAUGUUCUCAUGCAUCAAAUCUAUUCGUCUGCUAUCCUUCAACAAAACUAUCUCAUUGCUGGCCUCCACUCUAAAGGGAAGUGCUAAACCAUUAUUAGCAUUCUCCACGGUCUUCUUCAUUUUCUUCUUUGCGUAUGUGGUCUUUGGGUUCAUUAUUUUUGUCAAUUAUCUCGAAGACUUCCGAAAUUUCGUCACUUCCAUUGAGUCCACCCUAGGCUUACUGCUAGGCAGUUUUGAGUUUGAGGACAUCAGAAAUGCGCAUCCCAUCAUCGGACCGUUUUACUUCAUAACUCUGAUGAUAUUCGGUGUCAUGUACAUCCUCAAUGUCUUCUUAACCAUUGUCAUGGAUGUGUAUGCCGAGGUGAAACGCGAUGUAUCGUUGCAGUCCAACGAAUAUGAGAUCGUCGAUUUUAUGAUUGGUCGUUUCAAACGAUUCGUAGGCAUUCAGCCGAGUGCUCAGAACAAGUCGGAGUUAGAGACCAAAGACACUUCAGAUUCAGGGAAGAAUGACUCUGACAAGCUCUGUGAGAAGCUGCAUCACAAGAACAAACAUUGGAAGAAGUUCAUCGAGAGUGAAGACGAAAUUACAAAGAAGUUUAAACAGCUUGACAAGUCACUUAACGGUUUUUGCAAGGAUGACUUUGCUGAAGACAACUUUGUCGAAGGCAUCAUUCAGCGUAGCUAUGGAAAUAAUGAAGUCGCAUCUGGUAUGCGAAGUGCAAUGAACUUUAGCGAGUACGCUGAGGAGGCUGAAUACAGACAAGAGCUCUAUGAAGAACUGAACAAAUGGAAUUAGUGAAGCUUCAGUGUCAUUGACUAUUCAUAUUAAACACAAGACAUUUCGCUUGAAUGUUUGAAUCUCUUCUUGAGUAGCCAACACAGUAAUAAUUUCUUAAGUGCACUUAACUACGUAGUUACACUUGAUUUAAAUAAUUUAAGGAGUGAAAGCUGACCCUAUAAGGAAACAUGAUUGUUUUGGUCUUAUUCAUAAUUCGCGUCGUGGUGGACCAGAUGAAAGUUAUUUAAACCCGUGAAACUCAUUGGCUGUUAGUAUGGAAUAUUCAUGCUGUGGAUAAAAUCAUUGUUUCUUUUUACAGUCGCAUUUCCAUUUCUGGCUAAUUCCCAUCACCUGAAAAUGUUACUAGAAUAUUUAUCUGAAAAAAUCGCAGAAUUCAAACUAGGCCACUGCUUAACAAGCAAGUUUAAUUUCCCUUAGCCUUUUUCAUGUCCAUAAAACUAUAAUCACAUUUCACUGAACAAUUACUUUGCUUUAAUUCUGAAAUUUGUACAUGAAUUUAUUUGACUUCUAACUCUUUCUUCAUAUUUGAGAAAUUGUUGCUAAUGAAAUGACGAACCAUUUUUCUGGGAAUUUUUUACAAUUCUGAAUUAUUGCAACACUUGAUUGAGCAAUAUAGCUGAUGUGUAUAUCAAAGUAUUAAAAAGAAAAGACAGCACAAAACAUAU
This is a messenger RNA of Rhopilema esculentum, 10950 nucleotides long. Its product is annotated as polycystin family receptor for egg jelly-like. Gene Ontology annotation, molecular function: calcium channel activity; calcium ion binding; protein binding. NCBI's taxonomy places the organism in Eukaryota, Metazoa, Cnidaria, Scyphozoa, Rhizostomeae, Rhizostomatidae. Gene Ontology annotation, biological process: detection of mechanical stimulus. Gene Ontology annotation, cellular component: membrane. The record is from RefSeq and is a predicted model, not a curated record.